AUGACGUCUUUGUGUGUAUUUCAUGUAAUGGGUUCCUAUUUUAUUGCUUCCUUCUCGUGGAAUUGUUUUGUAUAAUUUUGCCAUAUUUGCACAUAAAUCAACUGAUAGACACAUUUAAUAAUGAUUUAACUUCUUAGAAGAGUGAGUCAGAAAGGAGUGAUAUUCUGGGCCACGGCAGUACAUGUAACUAAAUGACUGAUAAGCAUUCAGAGAGGAAGUCACACCAGGGUGUAACUCUCCUUGGAGCCUAGCAGCGUCCUCUAAAAGCUUUUCAGGGAAGAGAAAAAUAAGCUGCAUUUUAGAAAAAAUGUAAGGGGACAGGGGAGUUGUUGGAGUGGUUGCCUCUUUCUUUCGUUCUCUCACUCUCUUUCUCUCUUUUGCUCUCUAUCUCGAAAUAUCUGUCACUUGUUGUCCUUUCCUCCAUCCCUCUCUCCCACAGCAGUGUCGAUAGUUAAGGGAAAAGAGAAAAGCUCUGCCUCUCAAAAAUAAGUGGGAGGGAGGAAUGUUUUUGGGCUGUCUCCAGGCGGAACCUGGGAGGGAAAGAGAGAGCAAGGAGGGACAUAAAGAGAGAGAGAGAACCUAGUGAAUGCCUCUUCCCUUCUUCAGCCCAACAGCCAGUAUUGAGUUGCUUAGCACAGGCUGUUAAGGAAGAAACAGAGCAAGAGAGGGACGAGAGAAAAGAGAGAGAGAAGAUAGAACAGAGCCCUUCUCCCCUCCCACCCCUUAGUGAGCCAGUCUAAACCAAGCUGCUUGUCACUGCUGUUGUUCUGUGAAUGUGAUGCUGGUCAGACAGUCCCAUACGCAGAUUUCCAAACCUCUCGGAGCUCCUCUCAGAUCCCGAACGACCCUGGAGAGCCACGUCAUCUCCCCCCCAAAACUCUCACCACAGCAGCCGACCACCCCCAACAGCAACAUGUACCCUGAGGAGACACGCGGAGGUGGUGGGGCGGCCGCCUUUAACUACCUGGACGGAGGGUAUGACUACACAGCCCCUGCUCAAGGCCCGGCCCCCCUCUAUUACUCCACAACCCCCCAGGAUGCCCACGGACCCCCUUCAGAUGGCAGCAUGCAGUCCCUGGGCAGCAGUCCCACCGGCCCACUGGUGUUUGUGUCCUCCAGCCCCCAGCUCAGCCCCCAGCUCAGCCCCCAGCUCAGCCACUUCCUCCACGCCCCAAGCCACCAUGGUCUCCCCAGCCAGUCAUACUACCUGGAUACCUCGUCCACACCCUUAUACAGGUCGAGUGUGGUAACCAAUCAGCUGUCAGCGUCAGAGGAGAAGCUCUGCAUCGCCUCUGAUAGGCAGCAGUCGUACAGUGCAGCAGGGUCAGGGGUCAGGGUGUUUGAGAUGGCCAACGAGACGAGGUACUGUGCGGUCUGCAGCGACUUUGCCUCUGGGUACCACUACGGAGUUUGGUCCUGCGAGGGCUGCAAAGCCUUCUUCAAAAGGAGCAUCCAAGGUCACAAUGACUACAUGUGCCCUGCGACUAACCAGUGUACAAUGGACAGGAAUCGUAGGAAGAGCUGCCAGGCAUGCCGCCUCAGAAAGUGUUAUGAAGUGGGGAUGGUGAAAGGAGGCUUGCGUAAGGACCGCGGUGGGCGGGUUCUCAGGAAGGAUAAGCGGUAUUGUGGCCCUGCUGGUGACAGAGAGAAACCCUACGGUGACCUGGAGCACAGGACAGCGCCCCCUCAGGACGGGGGUAGGAACAGCAGCAGCAGCAGUCUCAAUGGUGGUGGAGGAUGGCGUGGGCCCAGAAUCACCAUGUCUCCUGAACAGGUGCUAUUCCUGCUGCAGGGGGCAGAGCCUCCGGCCCUGUGUUCUCGUCAGAAGGUGGCCCGCCCCUACACAGAGGUCACCAUGAUGACCCUGCUCACCAGCAUGGCUGACAAGGAGCUGGUGCACAUGAUCGCUUGGGCUAAGAAAGUACCAGGUUUCCAGGAGCUGUCUCUCCAUGACCAGGUGCAGCUGCUGGAGAGUUCCUGGCUGGAGGUGCUGAUGAUCGGACUCAUAUGGCGGUCCAUCCACUGCCCUGGGAAACUCAUCUUCGCCCAGGACCUCAUACUGGACAGGAGUGAAGGGGACUGUGUGGAGGGUAUGGCUGAGAUCUUCGACAUGCUCCUGGCCACUGUGUCUCGCUUCCGCAUGCUUAAACUGAAGCCUGAGGAGUUUGUGUGCCUCAAAGCCAUCAUCUUGCUCAACUCUGGUGCCUUCUCCUUCUGUUCUAACUCUGUGGAGUCCCUCCACAACAGCUUGGCAGUGGAAAGCAUGCUGAACAACAUCACCGACACCCUCAUCCACCACAUCAGCCAUUCAGGAGCCUCUGUGCAGCAGCAGCCCAGACGGCAGGCCCAGCUCCUGCUCCUGCUCUCACACAUCAGACAUAUGAGCAACAAAGGCAUGGAGCACCUUUACAGCAUAAAAUGUAAGAACAAAGUUCCUCUGUACGACCUGCUCCUGGAGAUGCUGGACGGUCACCGGCUCCAAUCCCCAGGCAAAGUGGCCCAAGCUGGGGAACAGACCGAGGGCCCCUCUACCACCACUACCACCUCCACAGGCUCCAGCAUAGGGCCGAUGCAAGGCAGCCAGGAUACCCACAUCAGAAGCCAUGGUUCCGGGGUACUCCAGUAUGGCUCCCCCAGCUCAGACCAGAUGCCCAUUCCGUGAGAUACAGAAAUAGGUAUUUGUACAUACGGAAGAUGUAGAAGUCCUAUUACAUACAGUAUGUAUAGAGAGAGAUAUUUUGAAAUGUAUGGAGGUAAGAAUGGAUAAAAAAAUAUGCAUUUAUUAAUGUGCAUAUUCAUUACUUAUUUGUUUGUAAUUUAAGUGAUUCAUUUGCAUUUGAUAGAUAGUCCAAAUUAUUUAGCAGCAAUCUAUUAAACAUUUAGAAAUGUUCACAUUUUUUACUGGUACACAACGGACUGAAAUGUACUCAGUCACACCAGGGAUGUAUUCACUAGGAACCAAAAGGAAGCAAACCAAAUGAAACGGGGAGGGACUAGUACCUAUAUUUGUCCAAUAGAAACACAUUUUCGUUGCCUUUCACCAUGUUUGCAACUUUUGAGUCAGUUCUCUUUUCUGUGGCUUUAGCAACAGUUUAAUCUUUCUGCUGCUUUGCACCAAGUAUUUAGCCAUUGUGUGGAGCACUGUGAGCAGCAGAGUCACGUGAUAGAGCAGCUAGUCUAUGUAGGUCAAUGCUUUAUACCCUGUGUGGACACAAGCUGUGCCUUGACCAAAGUGCACAUCUCCAGGUGAGGGAAAUGUGGGCAUUGUAUACCUUUUUGUAGCUUAACAUUGAUGACUGCUUGUCAUAUUAUUCUGAGACGGAUGUAUUCAAAACAUUGAAUAUAUACUUUUUUAUGGUUAUGGUGACAAAUUCAAAUAUUCUGAUACCAGGUGCCUUGUUUAGAAAAUGUACUUGUUUAAAUGUAUCAAUUUAAAAGCAGCCAACAUUUCUGAAAGCUUGAAUGUUCUGAGCAGUUCUCGCAAAGUGUUUGAAGAUAUUUAAAAACAAAUGCAAAAUGUGAUGUAUUUCUGUUAAUGUAUUACUGCAUUUUGUUCUAGAGUAAAUAUGUUCAUAAUCUAUGUUGUGCAGAACACUUCACAGCAUUUCAGUUGACUGACAACAUAUAUGUUAUCGACAUUGUAUAUGAUUAAAAACAGAAGUAAAAUAUUGGCCUCAAGCAAUUUAGCCUUUUCUGUCGCUGUUAUGUGGAUAUUUCUAUGCUUACUUGAACAGAUUGAUGUUCAUUUAAUGUAAUUGUAUAAUGUGAGUGUAAGGUAGACAUCUGGAGAUGAUCAAACACAUUGCUCCUUCAUUUGUUCUACCUUAUGAGCGCCACUGCUGAUGAAUCAGUCUGCUCUACAGUAGUCUACACACACCACACGUACAGGUGAUGUAUGUGAUUUAUGUUCAUGCACAGCCCACCUUUCAACUGACUGUCAUGUACCAUGCAUUGCUGUGAAUAAAGAAAUUUAACACA
This is a messenger RNA of Oncorhynchus keta (chum salmon), 3978 nucleotides long. RefSeq names its product estrogen receptor 1 (gene esr1). Gene Ontology annotation, molecular function: nuclear estrogen receptor activity; steroid binding; zinc ion binding. Gene Ontology annotation, cellular component: nucleus. The record is from RefSeq and is a predicted model, not a curated record. The transcript has 9 exons. Gene Ontology annotation, biological process: steroid hormone receptor signaling pathway; regulation of DNA-templated transcription. The coding region runs from base 779 to 2662 and encodes 627 amino acids. Lineage: Eukaryota; Metazoa; Chordata; Actinopteri; Salmoniformes; Salmonidae.